GUUAUCAAAUGUAAAUUAUUUCAUGUUCGGUGGUACCGUAAGACAAUCGUGCAUAACGUUUGCAUCCUAUUUGUAACAAGUUUGUUCGUUGAAAACACGUACAUAAAUCCUCAAAAAUUCAUUUUCGAGUCAUUUUUUUAUUGUAAUGUUUUUUUAUACGAUCAGUUUUUAAUUUCAUCGUUCAGGUACAGCUGAAACCAUGGUUAGCACAAAAAAGUUCAUUAUGGUCAAACACUUCGAUGGUUUGCCAAAAUUAUCAGACUUUUCCAUCGUGGAAGAAACUUUACCAUCUUUAAAAGACGGAGAAAUUCUUACAGAAGCGAUAUGGAUUAGCGUGGAUCCCUACAUAAGGGCAUAUUCAGUUCGAAUGCCAGCCGGUGAAAAAGUUAUCGGAGGUCAAGUAGCCAAAGUUCUCGAGAGCAAAAACCCCAACUACAAUGUGAAUGAUCUAAUCGUCGGCAAUUUCGGGUGGCAAACUGUAUCAAUAAUAUCUCCAGAUACUUUUCAUAAAACUACUGGAAAUCCGGCACCUUAUAAAUUACCAGAUAUCGGCAACUUGUCGCCUUCUCUAGGAUUAGGCAUAUUAGGAAUGCCCGGAAACACUGCGCUCUUCGGAUUUUUAGAAGUUUGUAAACCUCAGCCAGGAGAAAUAGUUGUCGUAAGUGGUGCAGCAGGCGCGGUAGGCAGUCAUGUAGCUCAAAUCGCCAAACAUAUCGGUUGUAUCGUGAUUGGGUUUGCUGGCACUGAUGAAAAAGUAAACUAUUUGCUCAACGAUUUGAAGCUAGACGCCGCCUUCAAUUAUAAAAAAGUCGAAAUCGCAUCCUCACUAGCAAAAAUAGCUCCUCAAGGAGUUGACUGCUAUUUCGAUAACGUGGGAGGAGAAAUCAGUAGUAUCGUUAUGUAUCAAAUGAAAACUAAUGGACGUGUCUCAGUGUGCGGCUCAAUUUCAUCUUAUAAUGCUGACGCAAAAAGUUUACCCAAAGCAUCGGUACUUCAACCUGCAAUCGUAAUGAAGCAAUUAUCAGUGCAAGGAUUCCUCGUAUGGAAAUGGUCGGACAGAUUUCUCGAAGGAAUUCAGCAAAAUCUUACAUGGAUCAAAGAGGGCUGGUUAAAAUAUCGUGAAAAAGUCUUCGAAGGAUUCGAAAAACUACCCGAAGCAUUUAUAGAUAUGUUAGAAGGUGGAAAUAUCGGAAAAGCGGUCGUUAAAGUAUAACUUAUUCGCUCGGCUGGUUCGAAUGACAAACAAUAAUUCUCUCAUACGCAAAGAAAAUAUUAUUCAUGGAGUAGUUUUACAUGAAUAAACAAUACUUUCAUUGUU
Planococcus citri (citrus mealybug) is the source of this 1318-nucleotide messenger RNA. RefSeq names its product prostaglandin reductase 1-like. Bases 200 to 1213 code for a protein of 337 amino acids. The record is from RefSeq and is a predicted model, not a curated record. Gene Ontology annotation, cellular component: cytoplasm. Gene Ontology annotation, biological process: prostaglandin metabolic process. Gene Ontology annotation, molecular function: 2-alkenal reductase [NAD(P)H] activity; 15-oxoprostaglandin 13-reductase [NAD(P)+] activity. NCBI's taxonomy places the organism in Eukaryota, Metazoa, Arthropoda, Insecta, Hemiptera, Pseudococcidae. The transcript has 10 exons.